ACAUAUGGUCAAGGUGCUACUUGAAAAACUCACUAUAUAAAUUACCCGGUAAUUAGUCAGAUUAUCGAAUCGGCGCGUGUUUGCAAAUUUGUGUGUUUACGAGUACGCGAUUUUUCAGUAGCAUAAAGAAAGAAAAAUAUCAUCAUCAAAUAGAUUCAAGGACAUUCGAAUUUUACGGGCAUUUUUCUACUCUCCUCAAGAGUUUUCUGGCAUCGAAGAAGUAAGAGUUGCUAGUAAGAUCCGCUGCGCACUAAAUUGACAUUGCUGCUUAAACGAACAAUGCUGCUAAAAGUACGCGUGCCAUUUAGUAUCGUAAACGUCGUACAUCGAGUACUAAACUGGAUCUUCUUGUUCGUCUACAAGAAAUCAUCACAAAAUAUACCACCUGCAACGAAUCCUUUAUUUACAUUAAGCGCUACUACGCUAGCUAAAAAAAUUAGACAAAGAGAGAUAACAAGCUACGAGGUAGUGAACGAAUAUAUAGAGCGAAUUAAGGAAGUGAAUCGUCAUUUAAAUGCCGUUGUUGACAAUCGAUUCGAGGAUGCCAUAAUUGAGGCAAAAAUCUGCGACGAACAAUUAAAAACUGAAAAAUUUGAUACCGAAACUUUAGAAAAGGAAAAGCCACUUUUUGGUGUGCCGUUAACUAUCAAAGAAGCUAUCGCUGUCAAAGGAUGCAGUUAUACUGGUGGCAUUUUAAAUCGCAAAGAGAUAAAAGCAACUUACGACGCACCGAUCAUCGAAUUGAUCCGAAAUUCUGGCGGAAUCCUUGUAUGCGUCACAAACACUCCAGAAUGGUGUAGCGGAUUAGAUACCAUGAAUCCAUUGUACGGACGUACCUAUAAUGCUUACGAUAAUAGAUUUACGGUCGGCGGAUCAUCUGGCGGAGAGGCUGCAUUACUCGGAGCAGGUGCUUCUUUGAUUGGAAUUGGUUCGGAUUUAGCUGGUUCCAUACGAUUACCAGCUAUGUUCAAUGGUAUUUUCGGAUUCAAACCUACGGCUGGAAUUAUUCCAACUGAAGGACACCUACCAAGGUGCGAGGAUAUAGCCUAUCUAAAACUUCUGAACUUAGGUCCAAUGACGAGAUACGCAGAAGACCUCGAUCUGUUAAUGAAAGCACUAACGUCAAAAUGUGAACAUAACUUGCGUUUGGAUGUGCCGGUGGACUUGAAGCAAUUAAAGGUCUACUAUCUGCAAGCCUUGGACAAUACGUUAGGCUUGUUGCCGAUAUCGUCGGAAAUUAAAGAAUGUAUAUUGAUGGCCGCGAAUCAUUUCAAAAACCAUAAUAUUCAUACGGAGCAGUUACCAAUAGAAUGGCCAACAACUGUCAUUGAAAUUACAUUGGCUGCACUUUUCAGUGUAAAGGAUACUUAUUCCCUACUAAAAGACAUAAACGAUCCCAUGAUCUACAAGUAUAUAAUCACCGAAUUUGGGAAAUCUCUGCUCGGCAUGUCGUCCUACACGAAACAAAUGCUUUUUAACUCCAUGAUCCUACAGAAACGUGUUCCAUUUUCGACGUCAGACUUAUCAUAUUACACAAAAAAGGGAGAAUUACUUCGACAAAAGUUACUGGAUUUGUUAGGAGAGAACGGGGUAUUUAUUUGUCCAACUUUCCGAAGCUCGGAAAUUUUUGCAAAUCUUAUCCUAUGCGAAUCACUGAACGCUGCGUAUUGCGCUAUAUUCAAUGUUCUCGGCUUUCCCGCAAUACAAGUGCCAAUGGGACUCAAUCGCGAUGGAUUACCUAUCGGUGUUCAGGUGAUAGCAGCGCCUUAUCAAGAUCGCCUUUGCUUGGUGGUUGCAAAAGAACUGGAAAGUGCUUUUGGCGGCUGGACACCGCCGUCGGCAGCGGUAGUCCAAUAACAAACUGUUAAUCGCUCUUAAUUCAUUUUAUAAAUAACCGAUACAGUUAUUUCACAUUUGCUAAAAAAAGUGAAGAAUGAAAUCUGCAGUAACAGUCAACAUAAGUCUAAAGCUAUGUAUAACAAGUUGCUUCCCUAAUCUCUUGCAGGCACAUGUACUUUUGUACUUGUGUUUUGCGUUUUCGAAAAAUCUGAUUUUUAGGUGUAAGAAAAUUUGUUAAUGUAUUAGCAAUUAUUUUGCGGUGAAUAGACAUUGGUUGUGCUCAGAAAAUAAUAAUAGUUAUAUAAUUAUUUAAUAAAAAUGACCUGUAAUUACUUUCUAUAUAGAUUAUACAUGUUUUUUUCCACAGUGAAUGUUUCAAGAUUUAUCUAUUUUAUAAAUAAUAGUCAUCUCACCGUUUUGUUUUCCGCAUAAUCAAUAAAUGCAUAUUUAACGAUCGCUCAUAAGCUUUGACAUAACUUAUCUAAUACAUUUGAAUUAUGAAUUUACUCUGUACAUGUGAAAUGUUUCGCUUACGCGAUUAUUACUAGUUUAAAAAGAUUCAAAAAACCGAUUGCGAAAAGAACCAUUAUAAACUCAUUAUUAUUCAGUGCACCAAAUGGCUAUCGUGCAGUAAGUUUUUAAAAAAGUCAUGUCAUUACGUUUAUUCGAAGCUUCGUAAUGCGAAACUCAAUAGAAAUAAAAUUGUGAAACAUUGUGCUGACAUCACGUAAGUAUCAUUCAUAAUAUAAUGCGUGCAUUAUUUUAAAAAUUCUUUGAAGUUUAAUAGUUUCAAAUUCUAUUUUAUGGUUAGUGAUUGCCAGGUAAUAUUUUUUAUAUAUAAUAUAUUAACGAUUGUGUUUUACAUCAGGCGUAAAA
Linepithema humile (Argentine ant) is the source of this 2715-nucleotide messenger RNA. RefSeq names its product fatty-acid amide hydrolase 2-like. The record is from RefSeq and is a predicted model, not a curated record. Lineage: Eukaryota; Metazoa; Arthropoda; Insecta; Hymenoptera; Formicidae. Gene Ontology annotation, cellular component: endomembrane system.